Messenger RNA from Macadamia integrifolia, 1883 nucleotides. Its product is annotated as extensin-1-like. The record is from RefSeq and is a predicted model, not a curated record. Lineage: Eukaryota; Viridiplantae; Streptophyta; Magnoliopsida; Proteales; Proteaceae. Bases 100 to 1605 code for a protein of 501 amino acids. The transcript has a single exon.
CAGAGUCAUGCACGAUUAGUCUGCUUUGCAUGGGAAUGAAGAAGCUAGCUAGCAAGCAAGCAAGGAACGCUAAGAAAGCAGUGAGAGUGAGGAGAGACCAUGAGAGUGCUUUUGGCUAUGGUGGAACUGCUUCUAAUAACUAUAAGUUUAACGGCCAUAGUUACAGAAGCAAGAAGCAACCCACAUCACAGAAGCCACCACCUAGGAGGAAAUGCAGAAGAAGAGAAGAUAAGAAGCAGCCACCACCACCACCACCACCACCACAGGAGCAGAAGCAGUAGUAGUAGUGGAUGGAGAUCGAGAAAGAUAAGGAAGAUUUGUGAUCCGUUAUAUCAGUAUCUCUUUGAUAGUUGUGGCCAAUGGCCUUUCCCUCGCUAUCCUUCCCCUGACAACCCUUUCCUUACAACGCCGCCGCCUCCUCCUCCUAUACCAUGUUGUGUCAUGCCUCCGCUGCCAUCAAUACCAGUUUUCUCACCUCCAUCACCUCCUCCUCCAGAAAUUCUGUUGCCAGCUCCUCCACUAGUACCUUCACCCCCUCCUCCAGUAAUUCUGUUACCACCUCCUCCGCUAGUACCUUCACCCCCUCCUCCAGUGAUUCUGUUACCACCUCCUCCGCUAGUACCUUCACCCCCUCCUCCAGUAAUUCUGUUACCACCUCCUCCGCUAGUACCUUCACCCCCUCCUCCAGUAAUUCUGUUACCACGCCCGCCACUAGUUCUUUCACCCCCACCACCACUACUAUCACUUCUGCCACCGAUAGUGGCUACUCCAACACUGCCGAUCCUCCUUUCACCACCACCACCUAUUGUGACAGAGGAACCGCUACUUCCUCCUCCACCAUUCUUGCUUCUGCCACAACCUCCUGAUUUUUCACUGCCGCCACCAGUAACCACACCGGAACAACCAGAACCUGUGUUUUCUCCGCCACUACUCUUGCUGCCUCCACCGCAGGAACCUGAUGGCCCUCUUCUCCCACCACCACUUCUGCCAUUUUCUCCUCCUCAACAGCCAGACACAUUCACUCCGCCAAUUGUGUGGUCACCUUCUGCACCCGUUGAGACACCUACGUUUCCUAUCCCGGAUCAGCCAGAUCUUCAUCCACCACCACCGGUGGUACCCGAUAUCCCACCGGAGCAGCCAGACCUUUAUCCACCGCCACUGGUGGAACCGGAAUUCCCACCGGAGCAGCCAGACCUUUAUCCACCGCCACUGGUGGAACCGGAUUUCCCACCGGAGCAGCCAGACCUUAAUCUACCUCCACCGGUGGUACCGGAUAUCCCACCGGAGCAGCCAGACCUUUAUCCACCGCCCCUGGUGGAACCGGAUUUCCCACCGGAGCAGCCAGACCUUAAUCUACCUCCACCGGUGGUACCGGAUUUCCCACCGGAGCAGCCCGACCUUUAUCCACCGCCAACGGUGGAACCGGAUUUUCCACCGGAGCAGCCAGACCUUAUUCUACCUCCACCAGUGGUACCGGAUAUCCCACCGGAACAGUCAGACCUUUAUCUACCACCACCGGUGAUACCAGAUAUCCCUCCAGAGCAGCCAGACCUUUCUCUACCGCCACCGGUUAUACCAGAUAUCCCUCCGGAGCAACGCUUUUGAAGGUGAGCCUGUGCAGCCUCUGCCACCGAUCGUUCCUUCAUCUUAACUUACCACCAUAUAUACAACUAUUAUCUGAUUGAUAAGAAUCCAUGAAUCUCUGCUCAUCAUCCAUCAGAGGCUCGGUUGGGCUGGAAAUAUAAGAGGUGGGUUCAUGGGUUGUGACUUGUGAUUGCCUUCUCCAUCUCUUCUAUUUUAUGUAAUCCUUACAAUGUUUCAUAACUUCGUUUUAGUUAUUCGGACGACUUACAUUUUGACUUUUUACAGUCAAUAAGUCUAAA